GCAGGUGAGUCCUCCCUGGCAGGGCGGGCGGAGGGCCAGCCCCGGGGGCUCAGUACGGCAGUGACAAGCUCAUGCUCUCUGAGUGCUACACAGCUGAAUGAGGAUUCAUCAAACCGAUGAAAAGGGUUGAGGAGCACGUGUAAGAGGGCCUGGGACCCUGAAUCGUGCUUGUCUGUGAAAUGCAGUUAACGCAUCAGCUGGACCUAUUUCCCGAAUGCAGGGUGACCCUUCUGUUGUUUAAAGAUGUAAAAAAUGCUGGAGACUUGAGAAAAAAGGCCAUGGAAGGUGCUAUUGAUGGUGCAUUAAUAAACCCUAAGGUGAUUGUUGAUCCAUUUCAGAUACUUGUGGCCUCAAACAAAGCAGUUCAUCUCUACAGACUGGGAAAAAUGAAGACAAAAACUCUAUCAACUGAAAUUAUUUUCAACCUUUCCCCAAAUAACAAUAUUUCAGAAGCUCUGAAAAAAUUUGGUAUCUCAGCAAAUGACACUUCAAUUCUAAUUGUUUACAUUGAAGAGGGAGAAAAACAAAUAAAUCAAGAAGACUUAAUAUCUCAGGUAGAAGGUCAUCAAGUUUCUCUGAAAAAUCUACCUGACAUAACAAAUAUUACAGAAGUCAAAAAGAUAUAUAAACUGUCUUCACAAGAAGAAAGUAUUGGAACAUUGUUGGAUGGUAUCAUUUGUAGAAUGUCAACAAAAGAUGUUUUGUAAAAUGACAGAAAUAUUAAGAUUUUUCAUAAGAAAACAUUGAUUUUUCUUUCUUGAUUAUAAAAUGUGUAUGUUCAG
Messenger RNA from Acinonyx jubatus (cheetah), 782 nucleotides. RefSeq names its product TP53RK binding protein (gene TPRKB). NCBI's taxonomy places the organism in Eukaryota, Metazoa, Chordata, Mammalia, Carnivora, Felidae. Gene Ontology annotation, biological process: tRNA threonylcarbamoyladenosine modification; telomere maintenance via recombination. The transcript is spliced from 5 exons. The coding region runs from base 180 to 707 and encodes 175 amino acids. Gene Ontology annotation, cellular component: EKC/KEOPS complex; nucleus; cytosol. The record is from RefSeq and is a predicted model, not a curated record.